AUGGGGGACCCCCACUAUCGCACCUUUGAUAACUAUUACUACAGCUUCAUGGGCAACUGCUCAUACAUCCUGGCCAAGAACUGCAUUGGUGAUCAAACCCACCCGCUCUUCGAAGUGUCUGUGAAAAAUGAGAAAAGUGCCAAAUCACUCCUCACCGCAGUUGGUCAGAUCACCAUUAAAGUUUUUGACCAAGUUAUUGAAAUGGUCCGCAACGAGAUCAGCAUGGUCAGGGUCAACUAUGAGGUGUGGAGCCUUCCCGUGACCUUGAAACGUCCCCAAGGUCAACUGAAUCUGGUGCAGAGUGGUCUGUCAGUGAUCCUCUGGACAGACUUUGGGCUGACUGUGCAGUAUGACUGGGAGGAGUACGUCAAAAUCACCGUGCCCAGCAGUUUCAUGGGAAAAGUCUGCGGCAUGUGCGGUAACUUUGACGGACAAAAAGACAACGAUCUCAUCAAACAAGGUGGCUUGAAGUUCAAGAACUGCCAUGCUGUUAUCGAACCACACGUCUUCUUUGACAUGUGCAAGUUUGACUACUGUCGAGGUGGUGAGAUGAAGGACUACAUCUGCGACAUGUUGCAAGUCUACACAGAUGCCUGCCAAAGAGCUGGGGUUGAGGUCCAUGACUGGAGACGCAUUGCUCGCUGUCGCUACUUCCGUAGUGGCGACAAAUGCAUACGCAAGGAGGAGUGUGGCUGCCAGUAUAACGGGCGCUAUGUCCAACCUGGAGAGGCCUUCUGGGCUGACGAUCAGUGCACUCAAAAAUUAAUCUGCAACGUGGGGGGCCAACUGGACAAAGAAGAGACGAACUGCCCCUUGGGCCAGGGGUGCACAGUGGUUAGUGGUAUCCGGGACUGCUAUCCAGUGCAUUACGGCACUUGUCUGGUCUCUGGUGACCCUCACUACCUCACCUUUGAUGGGGAGGCCUUUGACUUCCAAGGCACCUGUGUGUAUGAACUGGCUGGGGUCUGCUCGAAGAAGGCAGGCUUAGAGCCGUUUGAUGUCAUUGUGCAGAAUGACGGCCGUAAUAAGCAAAAGGGUUCGAGUACAAAGCUGUUGGAAGUCAAAGUGUACGGCAACACUAUUGUGAUCAGUGAGGACAGACCUGGUGUGGUCAUGGUUAACGGAGAACUAAACAACCUGCCUGUAAACCUGAAUUCAAACAAGGUGCAGAUCUACAGGAGUGGUUUCUUUGCUGUGAUUGAGACAGACUUUAGGCUGAAGGUGUCCUACGACUGGAAUUCUGCGGUGACGGUGACAGUGCCCAACACCUACCAGGGUGACAUGUGCGGACUGUGUGGAAACUUCAACGGCAACGUCACUGACGACAUGUUGCUGAAGAACGGUCUGGUGGCGAAGACGGUAGAGGAACUGGGUCAAAGCUGGCGUGUGGCUGAAAUUCCCGGUUGUGUGAACGGCUGCACAGGCCCCUGCCCCAACUGUGACCUCACCCAGAAGAUUCAGUACGAGACAAACGCCUACUGCGGCCUGUUGAACGACCCUUCCGGUCCCUUCCGUGACUGCAUCGCCGGCAUUAACCCGAGCACAUUCUACCAAGGCUGCCUUUAUGAUGUUUGUCUUCACCAGGGCAAAGGGAGCAUGCAAUGCAAGACACUCGCUGCUUACACAGCAGCCUGCCAGGCCAAAGGACUCACUGUCUACCCCUGGCGUACAGCGACCCUCUGCAAUGCCCAGUGCCCGUCCAACAGCCAUUACGAGGUUUGUGAUAAGGGUUGCGGUACUACCUGCCAGAGCACGACCACAGCCGGCACCUGUAAAGGGCCGUGCCAGGAGGGGUGCGCCUGCAACCGUGGCUUCCUCCUCAGUGGUGACCAGUGCGUUCCCGUAGAGCAGUGUGGCUGCCAGUACAAAGGCAGGUAUUACAAAGCCGGCAAGACUUUCUACCCUGAUGGCCUGUGUGCAGAGGAGUGUGUCUGCAGUGGAACGGGGGUGUCAUGCAAGAAGUUUUCCUGUGGUCCAUCAGAAAAGUGUGAUGUGAAGAGUGGUGUCAGGUCCUGCCAAGCCAUUGGACAGGGUGUCUGCUCAAUCUCAGGUGACCCACAUUAUAACACCUUCGACAACCAGACUUACAAUUUCAUGGGAACCUGCACCUACGUAGCCGCUGAGGGCUGCCAUCUUGACGGUACCCACCUCACCCCCUUUUCUGUUGUGGUGGAGAAUGAGAAAUGGUACGACAUGUCAGAUGACCCAAAAGUGUCUGUGGCAAAGCUGGUGGCUGUGACUGUUUAUGGGAACACCAUAAUCAUGCGCAGAAAUCAAAUUGGAUUGGUCAUGGUGAAUGGCGUGAUGAUGAAUGUCCCUUUGAACCUCAAUGAUGAACAAAUAGUUGUUAAGCAGGUCGGCAGCAAUUAUGUCAUCUCAACCGACUUUGGGUUGAAAGUGACCUAUGACUUGGUGUACCAUGUCACUGUUACUGUUCCUGGUAACUAUCGUGACAAGACGUGCGGGCUGUGUGGCAAUUUCAAUGGCAACAAGGACGAUGAGUUCCAGCUUCCUGAUGGCAAAAUGACCAAAGAUGUGACCACUUUCGGGGCAUCGUGGAAAGUUGGUGUGCCUGGUGUGGUUUGUGAGGAUGGCUGCGUUGGUGACAGCUGUCCCAAAUGUCCAGCAAGCGAGAUGAAAGAGAUUGACUCUGACUGUUCCAUCCUCACCGACCCGAAGGGACCCUUCGCAGUAUGUCACGCUGUUAUCGACCCUGCGUCCUACUUCCGAGACUGCGUCUAUGAUGUUUGUGUAGCUGGCGCCAAGGGACAUACACAGAUGCUCUGCCACAGCAUUAAUGCCUACGUCAUUGACUGCCAAGACAUUGGUACCAAAGUCUUGAAUUGGAGGUCACAAAGCCUCUGUCGUAAGUAUGCAUUGCUUCUUUUUGCCUGCCGAUCGCUCUUAAGCCUUUACAAUUAAGUGCAGAAGUGUAUUAUCUAAAUGCUAAGAUUUGACACUGUACUGUCAUACAUCAUUAAUGAGGAACAUUACCUAUACUAAUAUCACCAAACAUAACCUUUCUGUGUCUCUCCUUGUCUCCAUUGAUAUCCUUAGCCAUGGCCUGUCCAGCAAACAGCCAUUAUGAGGACUGUGCUCUGCCCUGUCAGACCCCAUGUCCUGGUCUUACUAGCAUCAACUGUGCUGACACCUGUGCUGAAGGCUGUGCCUGUAACAGUGGCUACCUCUUCAAUGGAACAGGCUGCGUGCAGCAGGAAGAGUGCAGCUGCUACCACGACGGAAAGACCCUCAAGGUAAGUGCAGUCUCUGAGGGCACUGUGGUGCAAGCAGCAGCCCCGACCAUGUACGGCUUCGAAUCCGACCCGCGUUUCCCGACCCUUCUCCCCACCUCCUUCUCCAGCUCAUUUCCUGUCAAAAACCUUCACUAUCACUAUCUGAUUUAAGGCAAAAAGCCCAAAAAUAAAUCUUAAAAAAAAAAGGUAAGUGCAGACUCAUUUCACAGACGUCCCAUGUUGCAGCAGGCAAUCACAAAACCCUUUGGUUGAAUCCUACAGCAUAUGGGUAUGAUGGUGUGACGAAAAAAUCAGACUGUGCUCGCUUCUCUCCUCAGAUCGGGGAGACAGUAGUGACCGAGGACUGUGAGAGCAAAUACACUUGUCUGAAAUCAGGAGUGGUCGUGGCUGAGCACAUGUCUUGUAACAUCGACGAGACUUGCGGAGUUCAGAACGGCGUUCGCAGAUGCUAUCCCAAACAGUGCACAGUGGGAACCAAUGGGGUUUUCAGCACCUUUAAUGGCAGAACGGGUCAAGUCACCACUGGUGGACCGUACGAUCUGGUUCAAAUGUG
This is a messenger RNA of Clupea harengus (Atlantic herring), 3807 nucleotides long. Its product is annotated as IgGFc-binding protein-like. The record is from RefSeq and is a predicted model, not a curated record. Gene Ontology annotation, molecular function: protein binding. The transcript has 8 exons. Bases 1 to 2922 code for a protein of 973 amino acids. Lineage: Eukaryota; Metazoa; Chordata; Actinopteri; Clupeiformes; Clupeidae.